Molecule: messenger RNA, 754 nt
Organism: Funneliformis geosporum
Lineage: Eukaryota; Fungi; Glomeromycota; Glomeromycetes; Glomerales; Glomeraceae
Source: the annotation of a GenBank genome assembly
GAUUGGGCUAAACAUAAUUCCUUAUUACCUUUUGAGAAUCGUAAAAGUGCAUCACUUAUUUGCCAUCUUAGAAAAGAUCUACAAGGAAUUGUUCGUGCUCUUAAGACUGAAUUUCCAGAAUUAAGGAUCAAGGAAUAUCACGGUAAAUCCGAUCCAAUGGAAAAAGCUCAAGAUUUUAGCAACGUAGAAGAAUCAUGGAAAAAUAUUGACCUAGUUGCUUAUACAAGCACUUUAAAAAUAGGAGAUUAUAUAUUCCAUAUUGAGCAGAGAUCUUCUAAUGUUCCAGUCACAGAAAAAGGAUUAUUCCAAUGGUUGUUAAAUGCCAAACGUGAAUGUCUCCCUCGUGAACUUCAAAAUAGAGGGGUUUUUCCAGAUAUAGAUUCUAUUAUACGGAAUAAAGAUAUGCCAACUAUUCGAUUGUGGGCAGGUAUGGUAGUUUCUGUCAUAGAAUUCGUUCCUAAACCUGAAGAUACUAUGAUAAUGCUAUCUCAAACAGUGAAGACGAGUUCUUCUAUUGUUAAAGCAGAGGAGAUAUCGAAUAUAUCUAAUGCUUUUAUUGUCAACCAUGAGACUGCUGAAUUAUUAGAGAAUAAAUCAAAGAAGACUUUAGAAGAGAUGCGCUCUUUAGACCGGUAUCAUAUUAUGGAUUGCUAUGGGGUUCCACCUGAAUUACUAACCGAAGACUUCAUCUCAAAAUAUGGAAAUUACAAUCACAUGAAAUGGUUUAGAGCUUAUAAGCAAUUACGAGAUGCUG